AUGAAUAUAUGCGGUUUGCCGUUGAGAAAAUACUCAUCAAUCUUGCAAGAACAUCAAUCAGCACUUGAAGAGUGUAAUAAUGUGAAGGGAGAAAUCAAAGGCUGUGAAAUUUGGAACGUUUACAACACAGCUCCAAGGAUUCCUCAAAAACCUGUGAGACCUGCUGAUGAAUAUGGAGCUCUAAUCUAUGCGGGAAGAUGGGAAAUUCACCGAGUAACAUUUUCACCAGGAAACAUUGGUUUUGCAACAUUUGGUGCUCCAUGGAGACGCAAAUCAUUAGCGAUAACACAUGGAAACUAG
Messenger RNA from Arabis nemorensis, 300 nucleotides. The record is from the annotation of a GenBank genome assembly. Lineage: Eukaryota; Viridiplantae; Streptophyta; Magnoliopsida; Brassicales; Brassicaceae.